AUGUACUAUAAAUUUUGUUUAAUUGAACAAGACAAAAGAAUAUAGAACAAAGAGAGUAGAAAUAUAUUAAUUUUGAUAUAAAAAAGGAAAAUAGAAAUUCAAAUUAAAAUAAAGUGUUAAGCAUAAAUUACUAAUUGCAAAAGUAAUCUAUUCCUAGAUAAUCUAUAUUACUUGAUGGAUAUCAUUAGAAUUAUUAUUAAUAAUGUAAUCAUUGUGGUCAAUAAUCAUAUGGCUAAUAAUAAUAAAAAAUUGUAAGAUUGAG
Molecule: messenger RNA, 262 nt
Organism: Paramecium sonneborni
Lineage: Eukaryota; Ciliophora; Oligohymenophorea; Peniculida; Parameciidae
Source: the annotation of a GenBank genome assembly